Saccharomycodes ludwigii is the source of this 1479-nucleotide messenger RNA. RefSeq lists its product as uncharacterized. The transcript has a single exon. Gene Ontology annotation, molecular function: transmembrane transporter activity. Gene Ontology annotation, biological process: transmembrane transport. Bases 1 to 1479 code for a protein of 492 amino acids. The record is from RefSeq and is a predicted model, not a curated record. Lineage: Eukaryota; Fungi; Ascomycota; Saccharomycetes; Saccharomycodales; Saccharomycodaceae. Gene Ontology annotation, cellular component: fungal-type vacuole membrane.
AUGAACACGAGUACAACUACAGCGACAUCUCCUAAGUUACCUAAAGAAACCCUCCAAGAAACGAAGAUUACAUUAGGAACAACAAGGGUAAGAUGCAGUGAAUCAUCCAUAACUACGGAAGCAAUAGCAAAUAUAGAAGAUGACAAACAGAAUAAACAAAAGGAAAAUACAUAUGAAUGGGAUGAUGAAGAUAAAUUACUCAAAUUCCCAGAUGGUGGACCAAGGGCAUAUCUAUCACUUUUCGGUUCAAUGUGUGGAUUAAUAACAGUAUUUGGUGUUUUAAAUAGUGUUGGUGCAAUACAAGCUUAUUUGCAAGAAAAUCAAUUGAAAAAUGAAAAAAAUUCAACAAUAUCUUGGAUAUUUGCUAUUUACACUUUUACCUUAUUUUUUAGCUGCAUUUUUUGUGGAUGUUACUUUGAUAGGAAUGGUUGUUCCAAGAUAAAUUAUUUAGCUUCAAUAUGCUGUAUUGUUGGAAUUUUUUGUAUGGCUGAGUGCACCAAGGUCUACCAAUUUAUACUAAGUUUUAGUAUAUUGUUUGGAUUUGGUAGCGGCAUUUUAAUGACUAGUUUAAUUAGUUGUGUCGCAACAUUUUUUAAAAAAAAAAGAGGAAUUGCUAAUAGUAUCGCUUCAUUAGGUGGAUCAAUUGGUGGCAUUGUAUUUCCAAUUAUGUUACGUAAAUUAUAUUCUUUGAUUGGAUUUGCCAACGCAAUUAGAGUGUUGGGAGGUAUAGUUACGUUCACCUUAAUUAUAUCACUCUUCUUAACAAGCGAAAAUCCAUUAGUUAUGAAUUAUGUACAAUCUGAUAAUCAUACCAAAGGUUACGUGGGUUGGAUGAAAAAGCUAAAAAUUUAUUUGAAAAAUUCAAUUGACGUAAAGUCUAUUUUUAACUAUAGAAAUCCCAAAUUUUUAUUCUGUUAUUUAGGUUGUGCAUUUGCUGAAAAUGGAUUAACGGUGUCAGCAACUUAUUUUGCAUCUUAUUGUAUCACGAGGGGCGUUUCUCAAUCCAAAGCUUACUCAUUAGUGACUGUCAUUAAUGCCUUUGGUGUCUUGGGAAGAAUCUCCGGCUACAUUGCGGACAAAUAUACGGGUAAAUUUCAAAUGCUAGUCAUAUCUUUACUAUUAAUCACUAUUUUAAAUUUUGUAAUGUGGCUACCAUUUGGAUACGAUCUAAAGGUAUUGUAUGCUUAUUCUGCUUUAUAUGGAUUUGUAUGUUCCUCAAUAUUGUCAUUAACUCCUGUAGCUAUAGGUCAGAUUUGUAAAAUUGAAGAGUUUGGCGUAAAAUAUGGUACCAUGUAUUUUAUUACUGCUCUGCUAAGUUUACCUAUUAUUGAGAUUGGUGGGGUUAUUAUUGGGAAUGGUCAAUCCAUUGCUAGCUACAAUAAAUUUAUAAUUUAUUGCACAAUACUAAAUCUUAGUAGUGGUAUAUGUUAUGCAAUUAGUAGGAUACAAACUAUUGGAUUUAAAAAGGGUAAAUUUUAA